CGAGUCACACGAAGAGUAGAAUGUGCACAGAGCUCUCAGGUACCUACCUCGCUUCGACUUGUGGCUGCGAUGGAGAAGGUGAUGAGGUUGGCGUCGCAGCGAGCGGUGACGGUCUUCAGCUUCAGCUCAUGCUGCAUGUGCUACAGCGUGAAGAGUCUGUUCAGUGAGCUCGGGGUCGACGCGGCCAUCCACGAGCUGGACGAGGACCCGAGCGGGGCGGAGAUGGAGAGGGCGCUCGUUGGGCUGCUGGGGCGGAAGCCGCCGGUGCCCGCCAUAUUUAUCGGCGGAAGGCUGGUUGGCUCCACGGACCGGAUCAUGCAACUCCACCUCGGUGGCAAUUUGGUGCCGCUGCUUCGGGAUGCAGGCGCUCUGUGGCUCUGAGUACGCACAAUGCCGAGUUCAUGGCACAAACUAUAUAUAUAU
Molecule: messenger RNA, 423 nt
Organism: Musa acuminata subsp. malaccensis (wild Malaysian banana)
Lineage: Eukaryota; Viridiplantae; Streptophyta; Magnoliopsida; Zingiberales; Musaceae
Product: putative glutaredoxin-C14
Source: RefSeq, a predicted model, not a curated record